AUGAAGGCAAUAGUUGCUUUGCUGUUUCUCUCGGCACUGGCCUUGUAUGCUCAGGCGGAGAUGGAGUACCAUCCACAUGCAAUUCUAAAUUAUCUUGAGAGGGAAGAUCAUGAGAUGGUCAGAAAAGUUCGCGGCAUCUUGAAACUGCAAGAUCCUGGACCCAGCUUUGAACCAUCCUUCAAACCAUCCUUCAAACCAUCUUUCAAGCCAUCUUUCAAGCCAUCUUUCAAGCCAUCUUUCAAGCCAUCUUUCAAGCCAUCUUUCAAGCCAUCUUUCAAGCCAUCUUUCACUCCACUGGUCCCACUGCCAAUAGUAAGUGGCUGCGUAUUUAACAAAAUUGAAAUUUACUUUUUGCUGGCUUUUCUCCUGCCUGUUGACCAGUGCGUACGCUAAAAAUAACAAAUGUUACAGGUGAAUUUUUUGCGAUGAAAAUUAUCUUGUUUCUGACAGAUUCUUACAGAAGCCAACAUGAAUAAACUCAAAGUCUUAAGACAGAUUUCGUUUGCGGCGCCUUUUUCCAUAUCAUGCUUGAGUAACUCAUCAUAUCAUCAUGGGAAUUUUUACAUAAACAAGAACUCAUCUCCAUUUCGUGCACAUUUCCAACUAAAUUUAAAGAGUAAAUGCCUUGUCUCCAAGGGUUUUAUUUUUAUUUUUUUCUUAGAAAAAUAGGACCAAACAGUGGAGUUUAAAAUUGAACGAAGUUUUUUUAGGCCCUAGUUCAGAUUUUUCAAGACUAUCCAUUCAUGCCCACAGGGUAACCCAAACUCUGAACGUAAAUUUAUGAGAAAAAUGCUAAUAUUUCAACACAAACUGCUUUACCUUUGUUUUUCUCUUUUCAAUAGAAAAAGUGUUUGGCUCAAGCACUGAUCUGUCACCAUAAAGCUAAAGAAGAUGCUUGUGAACAUCUCAAGUGUAUCAAGCUGACUGGAUGUUGUCUAAAAGAAACAGGGAUUACAUUUAAUCCACCUCCCAUUGUGGUGGGUACUUAAUAUCGCUUACUUACCUCCCUUCCUCCCUCCCCUCCCUAUCUACCUGCCCUAUUUACCCUACUUACUUCCCUCCCUCCCCUCCCUAUCUACCUGUCCUAUGUACCCUACUUACCUCCCUCCUUCCCCUCCCUAUCUACCUGCCCUAAUUACUCUACUUACCUCCCUCCCUCCCCUCCCUAUCUACCUGUCCUAUGUACCCUACUUACUAAGCGACCUUCUCCACCUUCCCUUACUGUGAACGAAAUUCUUGCUGAGCUGACGAACCUCUCUGAGUUUUAGUUCAAGCUGCCGAACUUCAACAACAAAAGAAAGUAAUAUUUUGAUGUCUUAAUUGUUGGGGUAUACAGAGGGGAGCUGUAAAAUAGACGGUUCGUAGAUGGAUAUUUCAACUGAUUCCAAAUACAAAGAACGCCAAUUGACAUUUGAUUUGCACGUGGAGUUUUGAUUUAACUGAAGGAAAUGAUUUUUGCGAUGAUUCAGUUUAUUUUGCGGGACUUAAACUUUCUUUAAUGUGAUAACUUACUUUCGUAUCGCGGGAUAUUCACAAAAAUCAAACUCGCAAAAUUUUAUGCUAUACGAUACCUUCUUACCUACCAACCUACCUACUCCUCGCUCUUCAUUAUUUAUUUGUCGAGAAAAAAGACAUUUUUCUUCAGAGAUUCCAAUUCCUGGCAAAGAUGGGGUGCACAAAUAAUGUCCAGCUAGCAAUACUUCUUUGUAUAUAAACCAUGACAUCCUAAGUCUUUAUUGCCAUCAUUCUUCGCGUAACGACCUCUGUUUUCAUUGUCAAAAAGUUCACAAUGUAGUUCAUCAACCACCGAGAGGAAAAGUAAGCUAAUUUAAUAGUUUUCUUUGGGUUUUCUUUUCAUCUCUGCAGAAGAGAUGCCUGCCAGUUAUCCCGUGUUGCAUGCUGGGAAGCGAGACCUGCGAAGAGAAGCUGUGUUGUUUCGUGCGAUUUGGAGAAUGUCUGAAAAAACUUGGUGACAAAAUUGACGCAUAA
Molecule: messenger RNA, 1989 nt
Organism: Pocillopora meandrina
Lineage: Eukaryota; Metazoa; Cnidaria; Anthozoa; Scleractinia; Pocilloporidae
Source: the annotation of a GenBank genome assembly